Molecule: messenger RNA, 960 nt
Organism: Verticillium nonalfalfae
Lineage: Eukaryota; Fungi; Ascomycota; Sordariomycetes; Glomerellales; Plectosphaerellaceae
Exons: 2
Coding region: 1-960 (319 amino acids)
Source: RefSeq, a predicted model, not a curated record
AUGCCUUUCACCAUGAAGACCGCCCUCAUCGCCGCCCUGGCCGCCGUUGCCACCGCCUUCCCCGCCGCGCCCAGGCUCAACGCCGAGCAGAUGAAGCUGUACCAUCUCGCCAAGCGACAGAACGCCGAUGCGCAACAGGGAGGCCUGACAGAUAUUGACAUUCUGCAAUUCGCCCUGACGCUUGAGUGGCUUGAGGGUACCUUCUACCAGCAAGGCUUCGCCCAGUUCCCGCCCGAGCAGUUCGCCGCUCUCGGCCUGAACGCGAAGCAAGUCGAUGACCUGACGCAGGUCGGCGCCACCGAGUUUUCCCACGUCACCCUACUGCAGUCGGCCAUUGCUCAGGCCGGUACCCAGCCCGUGCAGCCGUGCCAGUACAACUUUGGCUUCACCGACGCCGCCGGCAUGGUCGCCACGGCCGCCGUCCUAGAGAACGUUGGUGUCUCGGCCUACCUCGGCGCCGCGCCCCUCGUUGCGGACAAGUCCAUCCUCGCUACCGCCGGCAGCAUCCUGACGGUGGAAGCUCGCCACCAGACCUUUAUCCGUGCCGCGUCCCAGCAGGUCGCCAUCCCCCAGGGUUUCGAUACACCCCUCGGCCCCCGCGCCGUCUUCUCCCUCGCCGCCCCCUUCAUCACCUCGUGCCCCGAGGGCUCAAACCUCGCCAUCCAAGCCUUCCCCGCUCUGAAGAUGACGUCCCCUGCCGCGCCCGCUGCCGUCGCCAUUGGCUCCACCAUUCAGCUCCAGGCCGACACAACGGCCCAGGCCGUCGCCUGCGGUUUCACCUCGGGCGGAAUCUCUCCAGGCGGCACCGCCUUCACCGCCUUCAACCCCCAGACGGGCUGCGAGGUGCCCCAGGGCUUGGCCGGUGUGACCUACGUGACGCUCACCAGCUCUGCCCCCAUCAACGGCGCCUUGACCGACGACAUCACCCUGGCUGGCCCCAUGGUGUUGACCAUCUCCUAG